This is a messenger RNA of Oldenlandia corymbosa var. corymbosa, 2241 nucleotides long. NCBI's taxonomy places the organism in Eukaryota, Viridiplantae, Streptophyta, Magnoliopsida, Gentianales, Rubiaceae. The record is from the annotation of a GenBank genome assembly.
CGUGAGAAUGAUGAAACGACAGUAAUAUAUAAGCACCGAAGCCCUUUCUUCCCACACCAGAGAGCCAAUGUUGCCGCUUUCAGCUCGGCCAUCGAGAACACCCUGACCCCCUACUGUGGUUUCGUGAGAUCUCAAAACCCAGUCCCCCAAAUUUCAUCGCCGAUUUUGAUUCUCAGUCUCUGGUAAAAACCCUAGCAGGGACGUCGAGUAAUCUCCUCCGACCAUGGGAGACUAUAACGACGCGCUGUUGCGCAAUCAAAACGCCGCCGUUCAGGCUCGUACGAAGGCGCAGAACCGGGCCAAUGUCAUGCAACUCAAGCUGAUUGGUCAGAGUCAUCCAACUGGAUUGACGACGAAUCUUUUAAAGCUGUUUGAGCCGCGGCCGCCUCUGGAAUUUAAGCCACCUCCCGAGAAGAGAAAGUGCCCUCCAUAUACAGGUAUGGCGCAGUUUGUUAGUAAAUUUGCUGAGCCUGGAGAUCCUGAAUAUGCUCCACCUGUUCAGAAGGGUGAAACUCCGGUAGAGAGAAGGGCUCGCAUUCACCAGCUACGGCUAGAAGAAGGUGCAAAAAAAGCUGCUGAAGAACUCGAGAAAUAUGACCCAAACAAUGACCCUGAUAUAUCUGGUGAUCCGUACAAGACAUUGUUUGUAGCUCGGCUUAAUUAUGAGACAACUGAGAGCCGAAUCAAAAGGGAGUUUGAUGCUUAUGGGCCAAUCAAGCGGGUGCGUUUGGUCACUGAUAAUGAGUCCAAUAAACCAAGAGGCUAUGCUUUUAUUGAGUAUCUUCAUACGCGUGAUAUGAAAGCUGCAUAUAAGCAAGCUGAUGGGAAGAAGAUUGAUAACCGCAGGGUUCUUGUAGAUGUUGAACGUGGUAGAACAGUCCCAAAUUGGCGACCUCGUAGACUUGGUGGAGGCCUUGGAACAACUAGGGUUGGUGGUGAAGAUGUGAAUCAGAGGAGUUCUGGGAGAGAGCAAGUACAAUCUGGAGGAGCAUCGCGAUCUGAGGAGCCAAGAGUACGGGAUGAUCGAGACCGGGAUAGGGAAAAGUCCCGCGAAAGAGUUAGGGAGAGGGAAAGAGAAAGAGAGAAGUCUCGGGAGCGCUCACAAGAUAGAACCAGAGAUCGUGAGCAUAGAGAAGAUAGGCACCACAGAGACCGCGAUAGAAAUAGAGAUAGGGAGGAGAAGAGAGACCGUGGUCGUGAUCGUGAUCGUGAGCGAACACGGGAUCGUGAGCGUGGUCGUGACCGAGGUCGUGACUAUGACCGUGAUCGUGAAAGAUCUCGUGAUCGCCAUCGGGAGCGAGGUAGGGACAGAGAUCGUGACUAUGAAGCUGAGGAUGUUGACCAUGAUCGUGGGCGCUCUCGUGAUAGAGAUGUUGAGUAUGAUAAGGUUGACUCUAAGCAUGAUCGUGAUCGCCAAGGUGAAAAAGAAAGAAAUUAUGAUCUGGUGGAAGGGGAGGAUAAUCACGGAUGGUAUGAGCAAUCUGAACGUAAGCACAAGCGUGCAGAAGGGGAGCAUGAACAUGGACACUAUGACUACUAUGAUCACUAUAAAGGCAAGGGGCAUGAUAAUGCCGACGUCCAGGGUGAUGAUGACCGCUACAAAGACAAUGAUCGGUAUGACGAUAGGUAUGACCGCAUGGAUGAAGAUAAUUACGGCUAUGAACAAGCAGCAGCUGAGCCACGAGACAAGGAUCGGGGUUACCAGCGAUCAGAUAGGUCACAUUCACGCGAGUAUUAGUCAUUGAGAGUCUAUGAUGGUAUCUGGAUUCUUCUUUUCUUAAAAGAUAAAACAUGUAGUAAGCUGUUACAGUUGUAAUUUUCUCUUGUUUAGUCCAGAUAAUUUUGCCCAGGUUGUUGAAUCCCUUGAUUGAGCUAAACUGGUGUGUUCAUUUGGUGGGGGGUUGGUCUUAUAUACUUUGUGAUGCAGUUUUAAUUUAGUCGUGAAUCUUUGAAUGUUACUAAGCUACGCUAUGCUUUAUAGGUGAAAUUUGGUCUGUAGUUUCGCACUGGUCGUUUUUUGAAUGAAUAUUAUGUGUGUGUGUGUGUUUUUUUUUUUUUUUUGAAAACAAAAUAUGUUCGUUUUGCAAGCUCUUUUGAGUUGCACUGAUGAUGAUUAGGGAUACUUCUAAUCACGCAUGUCACCUAUAACUUGAUUCCAAGAGAAUGGAGCAACGGCAACUGUUUUUCCUGGGUAAUGAGAAAUAGAAAUACACGCUGGACGUUUUCUGAUAUCAAUUCGAU